Molecule: messenger RNA, 3346 nt
Organism: Oryzias latipes (Japanese medaka)
Lineage: Eukaryota; Metazoa; Chordata; Actinopteri; Beloniformes; Adrianichthyidae
Source: RefSeq, a predicted model, not a curated record
AUCGUUGAGACAUAUAAAACUCGACUUAAAGGAAAAACGUGUAUAAAUUCCGAAAAACAAAUACGCAAUUUAUUUGACUUAAUAUGUGCGCGCCACGUAUUUUGAAAUUCGAUACCGGAAGUGGCCAAAGCGAUUCAGUUUAUGUUGACGUCUUUUUAUUUCAAAAUGCGUGGAUUCAGUGCUGGUGGAUCGAUGAGGUCGUUGUCGUAGUAGUCGGGAAAGUUAAUGUCACCGGCGUCGUGAGGGUGAUGCCCACCUGUGCGCCCCCCAACAGGAUGUUGCUUGAAAUACUUGUGGGCUUCCUGUGCGGCGUUUCCGCCACAGAAAAAGACAUGGUUCCCCCUCUGCCGCUGUUGCUGGUGUCCUUUGACGGCUUCCGAGCUGACUACUUGAACCGGUUCCCCAUGCAGAACCUCAAACUCCUAUACAGUGAGGGCGUCUUGGUGGAGGAGCUCACGAACGUCUUCAUCACCAAGACUUUUCCCAACCACUACAGCUUAGUUACAGGGCUGUUCGCAGAGUCCCACGGCAUUUUGGCCUCCAAUAUGUUCGACCCCAUCAGCCACAAGCACUUUAACAUCAAGAAUGACACCGACCCGGCGUGGUGGAGCGAGGCGGAGCCCCUUUGGCUCACCGCUCUCGACUCCGGCUACAAGACGGCGGCUGUUAUGUGGCCCGGCUCUGAUGUGCUGAUCGGCAACCGCACGGCCACACACUUCUUCCCAUACAACUCUGAUAUAACCUUCCAGGAACGAUUGGGGAACGUGACAAGCUGGAUGUUGGGAAACGGAACGGAGCCAGGAGUGAUGUUUACAGCUCUUUACUGGGAGGAACCGGACCGAUCGGGUCACUUUUUUGGGCCUGACAACACCACGGCAAUGGCUAAAGUGUUGAAGGAGGUUGACGAUAACAUCGGCCUGCUGGUGUCAGAGCUGAAGCGAACCGGCCUCUGGGGACACGUGAACCUCAUAAUAACCAGCGACCACGGCAUGGCUCAAUGCUCCAACGACCGCCUCAUCCGUUUGGACGACUGCCUCCACCCCGACAACUACACACUGGUGGACCUCACACCUGUGGCAGCCCUCAUUCCAAAUGGAGAUCCAGAGGCUGUGUUCGAUCUACUGAAGAAGUGCCACCCCCACAUGACUGCAUACUUGAAAAAGGCCAUUCCUGAUAGGCUACACUACCGGAACAAUGAGCGCAUCCAACCGCUUCUACUGAUUGCAGAUGAGGGUUGGACCAUAGUGCAGCGCGGGAACAAGCUGCCGCGAAUGGGUGAUCAUGGCUACGACAACUCCCUACACAGCAUGCACCCCUUUCUGGCAGCAGUGGGGCCGAGUUUCCAUAAGGGUGUCCAGAUGAAAAGUUUACAGAGCGUGGACGUUUACCCGCUAAUGUGCAGCCUGUUGUCUGUGCCCCCGGGACCAAACAACGGCUCGCUAAACCAUUCCCGGUGCCUGCUGGCCCAUGAGAGCUGCUGGACUCUCUCCCAAGCGAUUGUCCUGGUGGUGGGCGUCCUGCUGGUACUCACUCUGAUCACUGCUCUGUUCCCUCUGAUGAGCUCCGACCUCUCCUCGCUCCAGCGGCGGUUUCAGAGGCUGCACUCGUGCAACAACGAUGAUGACGACGACUCUUUGUUGGAGUAAACCUUGUGUUGCCCACAGCGAUGGGUAAUUCACGCACCUUGCAGCCUUCUUUGUUGACUGGAUCGUGCACGGAAACGCUGCAGGUCCAAGCCUCAGGUCUGCUUCCUUUCUACAACAAAAACAGGUGUUAUCCUGGAAGAUGCUAUUUUUGUUGAUGUUACCACUGAAAGGGUUGUUUUUUUGGGUUUCUUUUUGACUGGUGUUGCUUUUUGUGGAAUCUUUCUUUUGUGUCAGUAGAGGGAGCCAACAGCCUAUUGAAGUCCUGCACAUCCUGAUAGCUUUUGGAUUCUCAUCAAUGUAUUUCUGCAGCUGUGCAGCUACAGGAUUUAUUUUUCUAAUGGCUAGAGGGACUCAACCAAAACCCGAAAUCUGAGUUUUUAGCAAUAUUUGUUGGUUAAAUAAAAAAAAAAAUCAAGUUAUCAGGCUUCACAGGUGUUGAUUUAGACAUGAACUUCCUGCCGUUGAGGCUGUGUUUGUACCCCAAUGCUUACAGAGAUUACCGGUACCUCGACUGUGAUGAAUGUUUUUACUUUGAUUUUACCAAAUCUUAGUGGAUGCCUAAGAUAACUUCAAAAAGGAAAUUUUAUACUAAAUAUUGACACUUUUUAAGCACUUUUCUGCAUUUGUUUGAUAUCAGUGUUCAGAUUGUGGAUCCAGAACGUCAGUUUUUUACAUUUUCUCAUAAUCAGGUAAAUACGUGGGGUUUAAGACGUCAUCAGUGAACUUACUACUUUGAUUGUCUGUUUCUUUCAAAUGUGUCUAAGGCGUUUUCCUCCUAACCUGCUGGUUUAAAAAAAAAAAUCCCUUUGGUGCGUCUCACUUACCUCCUAAAAAUGGAUAAGACGUUCCGUCCAACGGUAACCUGCUGGUCUUUAAGUCCCGGACGUCUUUGAGCUGCUAAAUAAUCCAAAAUGAAAUUGGUUUUUUUCACAAGCAAACAUAAAAAUACAUCAAAGACAGGUUUUAUUUUCACAUAAAAGUAAUUCCUUGUUGGUUUUUAAUCUGGUCAUUGGAAAUGUUGACAGCAUUAUCAGUAGUUGUUGGAUAUUACCAAAAGUCUUGGAUCGUACUUUUGUAGGCAUUUUUAAAGCCUUAAAGGUCUUUUCUUCUCUUCAUUUUUUAAUGUUUUGCUUCUUUUUUGUGCUAAAAAGAAGUAAAUUCUCCUGAAUACAACUUAAAGGUCAUGGAUUUCCAAAAAAAACGUGAAUCCCAUUUAGUUGUAGUGUGAAGAACAAGAAGCUUCUUUGGCUUUUUCUCCAAAGUUUGAUCAAGUUUUUAUCGACUAUAGAGUAAACUUUUGAAUCACCCACCAUAUUGGCUCGACCCAGAUCGCUGUUGACAUUUACUUUACAAACAUUUUCUGUUCUCUUUUCCUCUCUAGCGCCUGUGAGGUGUGAAAAUGUCCAGGCUUUCCUAAAUCCAGCUUUCUCACCAUCAUUACCGGUCACUACAAGCACCUUUGGUUUGGUCCAGACUGAAGAAGUCAGUCACUAUGUGAAGACUAUGCUUUAUGUUGAUUCUGAUGCAAAACUGUCCUCAUGUCUUUGUACUUAAAUUAAAGCAGCUUUAUUUAUGUUUUGUCCUUAAAGUUGCUGUUUUUUUCUCUUUAGAAUGUGUCAGGACCAUGCAAACACAUUUUCGGGGCUGAUUUCAUGUCUUUACUAAAAUGUUUGAAAACUGUGAAUAAAAGUAAAUUUCUG